Messenger RNA from Lingula anatina, 4459 nucleotides. RefSeq lists its product as uncharacterized. Gene Ontology annotation, molecular function: protein binding. The record is from RefSeq and is a predicted model, not a curated record. Lineage: Eukaryota; Metazoa; Brachiopoda; Lingulata; Lingulida; Lingulidae.
CUGCGGAUGUAUAUUCCUCACUAAGUGGUGCGUCAGGUGUAAACAAUCAGCCGGUGCGAGCAUGGAGUAACUAUGCGAAUAAGUGCCCAGGUGAUACGCUCCCGGGCUAAGGGUGCGCCACAGACCCUUCAGUAUUUGGACUUGUCAAACUUGGAACUUGUGGCUAUUGAAAAGAUAGACCAUUGUGCUAAACUGCACACUCUAAUAUUACAAGGCAACAACAUUGACACUGUGAGUAAUUUGUCUAACUGUCAGCAGCUAUGGAAAUUAGACCUUAGUAAUAACCAGAUCAGAAAUCUUGAGGGACUGGACCGUUUUAUAGCUCUGGGUACUGUGGUGCUGACCAAUAAUAACUUGACCUGGGCUGAGCUGGGAAAGCUGCAACAUAUACACAUUAUAGAUCUCAGCUUACAGGGAAACCCACAGCUAGAGAAGGACCCUUAUUAUCGCAUUCAUGUGAUAGAUUGUUUGCCUAAUGUAUGGAUGCUAGAUGGGAGAAUCAUUACAUCUGCUGAGCGUCUGCAGGUGCAGCAUUUUUUCCAAGACUCUGCUCUCACAGAUCACCCUGUGAGACACAAAUUAGGAAGUCGGCAGUUUGUGCCCUCCUCUCAUAAAAAGAUUCAAAUCAAUGGAAUAUAUGGAGAAAAGACGGUGGAAUUGUUCAGAAGAUUUCCAGUUGAUGGUGCUAUUAAUGUUGACACUGACAAAAAGAGGCUCAAGUAUAUAGCUUACAAUCUGCAGGAAGAUAUGAUCUUAGAAAGUAGAUGUUGUGGCAAAAAAUACAAAAUCCUCAAUUAUGACCAGAACUUUCUUGAAGAGUUGCUGGAAGAACGUGCCAAAGACAGGGAGAGGGGAAACAUGUUCCUGUUGCUCUUGGUGGCCACCUUAGAGUUUGCCAUGCCAACACAAUUAAUCAAAGAAACACUUGAUGUGGCCAAACUGAGUGAAAUUGGGAAGAUAAAAAGUCUAGACCUUUUUCUUCUUCCCAGAGAAGUAAGGUGCUCAGUGGUUUCACUUUUGCUCAGUGCAGUCAAGGUGGACAAGGAUGAAAAAGAGGCUGCUUUUCCACAAUGGCAAUGCAAGGAUGGAGGUUUGUACGACCGUCUCUACCUGUGUCUGUACUACACUGUAUCAGAAUUAGCCAGACUGGGGAGAUCUAGAGGUUCCUCCUCUGCAUCUGCUGCCAAGUCAAGUGAUAUGUACAAAGACUACAGGUGUCUCCUGGCCUCAGAGGUUGUCCAACUAUUAUGUAUUGUGCCUGCUUUCUUUGAUUUCCUGGACAAAGACGUUGGUGUUAUGAAUCUUGUCGCCACAGCAACAGGGGACUACCAUAUCUGUGAUAAAGUGACAGACUUAGCUGAGUCGGUGAGGCAGAGAGGGGGUAACCUAAAAGCCAUAUACGAGCAUGCUGCUGAUUUUGUUCUCAAUGCUGUGCAGGAAAACACCCUGAAUCUAGCAAAUAAAGGUUUUAGGAAGAAGAAAGUGGACCAUGUUUUAACAUCAAAGCCUGCUUACCCCAAGAGGCCCCAGUCCUCCCCCUUAGUAGCCUCAGAGUACCACAUGAGGGGGCGGUCCACUCCCAUGAGGCAGUACAGGAUACAGAGCAGCAAACCUGCAAGGCAAACAGAGAAGAAACCCAAACUUGGUGAAAGAAUUCUUCUGGGACCCCAGAAUGUGGCGCGUGUCAUGUCUAUUCCACAGACUGAUAUAGCUCUGGUACAGAUGGAUGUAGUAGCAGGCCCCCACUGGAAAGAGAGUGAGAAAACCCCAGCAGAUAUGGUCACUUUCACCAGAGAUACCAUGGUUGCCACAGGGGCCAUGGUAAGUGGCAGGACCGAUGCUGAAUCUCACUUUUCCUACAUUGACAUGACUCAGUUAAUUUGGGAUGAUGGUGGGAGAUUUUGGAGGCCCAGGGGCACAGUGGGAGACAGAAUCACCAUUCAAAGUAUCAGAGACCGUAACCUUGAAGCCACCCACCCCAACACCCCAAGAAGAUCUGGGUCCCCUGUGUCCCCACCCACCUCCCCCAGCCCCAUGAGGGUGACAUCUGCUAGGUCAAGGUCAACAAGUGAACCACAGGAGGUCCUAGUGCAGAAUCUCAAAUCCUCUCCCACCGCAAACAGGCCCAUGUCAGCAGUGUUACGGGAAAAAUAUAACUUGAAAUUGGAAAUUGAUGAGCACACAAUCAAAAACUCCAGGUUACUGAGUGGGAAAACAAAAUCUGGAAAGUCCAGAGAAAGUUUAUUUGAGGAUCCAUCUGCAGACAGCAGUUUGCUGUUUGACCAGGUCCGUGAUGCCAUGGACAAUGUAGCCAAAACUGUUCACCUCACUGCCUACCAGACAUUAUCUAAAGGGCCAGAUUUCUCUGGCCAGGGCUCCAUAUCCAGCAGGAGCAACAGCAGCACCAUGACAGACAACAAAAUAGUACAACAGAUAUCUCAGGUAAACAUUGGUCCUGAUGACAGCCAUGAUGGUAUAGGUAACCAUGGUGAUGUAACUGGAGAUGGUAGAGGAGUCACUGAUGGAGCGGAGUUUCAAGAUGCAAGGAAUGUUAAGGUGGUGACUGCUGUAUCAACAGCAGAUGAUGAUAAUAGUUCCAUCUCAGCAGUGCAUGCUGCCAAUACAGAGGACGGGGGAAGCGAUGGUGGUAGUGGUGGUGGAUCUUCUCCAAGACAGCCCGCACCCCAGGAUAAUGAGAAACCUAAAGUGUUACCUCCACCUAUUUCAAUACCCUCCAUCCCCAUAGCAAGGAAGGAGUCUGUGACCAGUGUUGGUGCUGGUAGUGAGGUGGCAGAGCCCUCGGCCAGUGCAGUUUCUCUUGAGAGAGAAAUGGUUCCUCAAGCUGUGUACAAGGUCUCUACUCCAGAAUCUUUUGCUAAACCCACUCCAAGAGGAAAGCAAGGCACACCAAGCAGGCAAUCAGCUGCAGUUGGCCGUCGUCCCUUUAGUGCAGUGGAUGCGUACAAGUUCAUAGUGGCUCACCCCAUUAAUGACGAGUUUAACACCAACUAUCAGAAUCUGAGGACAGAGGCCUGGAAGAGAAGCACUGGGGCAAAUACACCCAAAAACUUAAGCCGUCCCUCUACCCCCCGCCGUCCCAGCAGCCCCCCUCCCCAGCGCCCCACCUCCCCCUCUGCAAGCAAGGAUGACAAGAGACCACUGAAUGUCCAGAGGGGCAACAGCUGGCUGGCUGGAGGCAAGGACCUGUACUGGGAGGACUAUAUGAACAAACCUAACACCAUCCAUGUCCCAGGGUGGAAGGAAGAACUGCUCAACAAACGUCCACACUCUGCUGCUGCUACUAGAGCAUUCAGGAGAGCCAAACCUCCCAGUAUUCUCACCCCGUCCUCCAUGUUGUUUGACAGAGUCAACAGCCGUACCCCCCGCCGUACUAUCCCAGACUUCCAAGCCUCCAGAGGGUGGACCACAACGUACGGAAGCAGUGGCGGAGCAAGGGAAGUAGAUCAUGCUCGUCUUUGUUCUACCUGCCUUGACAAGCACCUCCCAAGUUGUCCAAGUAAAAGCUCAUACGAGAGACAGGUACAGUUUCUAAGCUCAAAAAAUGGAGAGCACAUUCCACGACAUCAAGAAAGUCAAAAAGAUGCAGAUGACAUGGAGGUGGAUAUUAGAAUUCCGAGCAGUUUGUUAGAAUUUGCUCCCUCAUGAAAACUGUUUUUUUUUCUUUAUGACAUUGGGGAUGAAUUUUUGGCAUGGAGUUUUCCAUGAAAAUAUCUUUCAAACGUGUCAUUAUCCAUUUACUAAUUCAUUCAUAACGCCUUAUCUAAGUGUUUUCCAGAGCAUUAUAAAGAUUGCCCAGACAACUCUUGUAUUCAAUUUCAUCUUUGUUCUAGUAAUUAUGGUUAUCUGGCUCAAAAUUUGCUCUAUUUGAUGCCCAUCUUGAAGGUAUCAUGGUAAUGUGCUACUUGUUAUGUUUGAAGUUUUAUGAAGAAAAUGGCCUGUGGCCAUUUCUGAUACCUUCUGUAUGAAAUAUGAAAGUUUAUCCUUUGUGUAUGAUUGACAUCAUAGCUCAGAAAUUUUGUAUGAAUCAUGUUUGAUAUGCAGUAGCAGAUGUGAUAAUGUAUAGCUGUUUGUUUAUGUAUAGCUAUUUUAAACAGGCAUAGGUUGUGAUAUAAGUCAAAUAAGUUAAACAUUUUAUUACCAUAGCUUGUCUGUGUUAACUUGUAAACAAUGCCAUAAACAGCUGUCUCAAAGUGAUAGUGCCAAAUAUGCUCAAAUGAAAAUAAGUAACAGUAGGUGAGGGACACUAAGAUAUAUAAAAUACUUAUUGAUAAAUGAAUCAAUAUUUUGAUGUAAGAAAUCACAAAUAAAAAGGAAAAAAAGACCGAAGUGGUCAAGUAUUUUGAAACGAAUUUCAUGAAAUGGCUAUAAAUAUCGUAUCUAGCUAUAUCUAGCGCUUGAAUUUUAAAAGGCAAUCUUGCGAAACAAAAAAAAAAAAAAA